AUGAUGAUGUUUUGUUUUCAGGUUAUCCUCAUCCUGACCAAGCUGUAUGACUUCCACCUGGGCAGCGUCACCGAGAGCACUCUGUGGAGGUCCACUGACUACGGGUCCACCUAUGAGAAGAUGAAUGACAAAGUGGGGACCAAGACCGUCCUCAGUUACCUGUACGUCUGUCCCACCAACAAGCGCAAGAUAAUGGUGCUGACCGACCCAGAGUUUGAGAGCAGCCUGCUCAUCAGCUCAGACGAGGGGGCCAGCUACCAGAAGUACCGCCUCAGCUUCUACAUCCUCAGCCUUCUCUUCCACCCCACCCGGGAGGACUGGGCCCUCGCCUACAGCCACGACCAGAAGCUCUACAGUUCUCUAGACUUUGGUAGGAAGUGGCUGCUGGUUCAGGAGCGUGUGACUCCUAGCAGGUUCUACUGGUCUGUGACUGGUCUAGACAAAGAAGCUGACCUGGUCCACAUGGAGGCUCACACCCCCGAUGGACGUGUGCAGUAUGUAACAUGCCGGGCCCAGAUGUGCUCCGAGCCCAACAGGAACUACCCCUUCCUGGGGUACAUCGACAUCAGCUCCCUGGUGGUCCAGGACGACUACAUGUUCAUCCAGGUGACCACGAAUGGGAGGGCCAGCUACUACGUGUCCUACCAGAGAGAGCCGUUCAUUCGCAUCAAACUGCCCAAAUACUCUCUCCCGAAGGACCUGCACAUCGUCAGCACCGACGAGAACCAGGUGUUUGCCGCCGUGCAGGAGUGGAACCAGAACGACACGUACAACCUGUACCUGUCUGACACGCGCGGGAUUCUCUUCACGCUGGCCAUGGAGAACGUCAAGACCACGCGGGGCCUGGCAGGAAACCAGAUGCUCGACCUGUACGAGGUUGCAGGUAUCAAGGGGAUGCUCCUCGCCAACAAGCGCCAGGAGAACCAGGUGAAGACCUACAUCACGUACAACAAGGGCCGCGACUGGAGGCUCCUCCAGGCCCCCGCCGCCGACCUCGCCGGCAACGACAUCCACUGCGUCCUGCCCUUCUGCUCGCUUCACCUGCAACUCCACACGUCUGAGAACCCUUACUUGUCAGGGGCCAUCUCCACCAAGACGUCGGCUCCAGGCAUCAUCGUGGCCACAGGUAACAUAGGGACAGAGCUUUCCUACAACAACGUUGGGAUGUUCAUCUCCUCCGACGCCGGGAACAACUGGAGACAGAUCUUUGAGGAGGAGCACAACGUGUGGUUCCUGGACAAGGGCGGGGCGCUGGUCGCCGUGAAACAACCCUCGGUUCCGACGAGGCACCUCUGGAUCAGUUUUGAUGAGGGGAGGCAGUGGGCCAGGCACAGCUUCUCUCUGGUGCCUCUGUUUGUGGACGGAGUCCUAGUGGAAGCAGGCACUGAGAACCAGAUCAUGACGUUUUUCGGACACUUCAGCCACCGCUCGGAAUGGCAGCUCAUCAAGAUCGACUACAAGUCCAUCUUCAACAGGCUGUGUUCUGAAGAGGACUACCAGACCUGGCACCUCCACAACCAGGGCGAGCCUUGUGUGAUGGGGCAGAAACAGAUCUACAUGAAACGAAGGCCUGGCAACUAUUGCAUGCUGGGAAAGGACUACGCCAAAAUCCUCUCUGCAGAGUCUUGUAUAUGCCGGGCCCAUGACUUUGAAUGCGAUUACGGUUACGAGCGGAGGGGAGACGGGAACUGCAGGCCGGCAUUCUGGUUCAAUCCCGCGUCCGUGUCCAGGAGCUGCAGCCAGGGGCAGAACUACUACAACAGCACAGGGUAUCGAAAGGUGGUCUCCAACAACUGCACCAAAGGGGUGAAGGACAUGUACACGGCCAGGAAGCAGCAGUGCCCCAACCGGGCCCCCAAAGGCCUGGCUCUGACCACCCGAGAGGGCGUCCUCACCACCAGCCUGGGUGCCAACGUCACCUUCCUGGUGCAUCUGGACGAGGGGGACUCGAUGAGGACGAACAUCCAGCUGGACUUUGGGGACGGCACGGCUGUGUCCUACUCCAACCUGAGCUGGACCGAGGAUGGGAUCCGACACGUGUACAAGACGGCGGGGAUAUUCCGUGUCACCGCCCUGGCGGAGAACACGCUGGGCUACGACAGCACCACCCUCUUCCUGCACGUCACCUGCCCCGUGGAGAAUGUCCAGCUGCUGGCUCCCUUUGUGGUCAUCAAGAACAAGGAGGUGAACCUGACCGCUGUGGUGUGGCCAAGCCACUCUCGAACCAUCACCUUCUUCUGGUGGCUGGGCAACAACACCGAGCCUGUGAUAACGCUUGAGGGAAGCAUCUCGUACACCUUCACCAGCGAGGGGAUGAACACGGUCACAGUCCAGGUGUCGUCUGCCAGCUCCAUACUGCAGGACAGCAAGACCAUCGCAGUCCAAGAGUUCUUCAAAUCGCUGCUUUUAUCUUUCUCCCCUAAUCUGGACGAGUACAACCCUGACAUCGGCGAGUGGAGACAGGAUGUGGGGAGAGUAAUUAAAAAGGCUCUGCUCCAAGUGUCAGAGUUCCCGGAGGAGCAGCUGCUGGUGGCAGUGUUCCCCGGGGUUCCCACAGCGGCCGAGCUCUUCCUGUUGCCACAGAAGAACCAAUCAGAGAGCAGGAAAAAGAGCGAGGAGGAGCUGGAGAAGAUAUCUGAAAUUCUUGUCAGUGCUCUCAAUCAAAACCUGGUGGAGUUUGAGCUGAAGCCAGGAGCGAGAGUUAUAGUUUACAUCACACAGUUAACAUUGGCACCCUUGGUGGAUUCCAGCCCCAGACACAGCAGCUCUGCCAUGCUGAUGCUGCUGUCUGUGGUCUUCCUGGGGCUUGCUGUCUUUCUGAUCUACAAGUUCAAGAGAAAAAUCCCCUGGAUUAACAUUUAUGCGGAGGUGAACCAGGAGAAGGAGCAGGAGAUGAUUGGCUCAGUCGGUCAGAACGACAGCACGCCUAAAAUCACCCUGAGCGAGUUCUCGACGGCCAAGGAACUCAUGGAGAAAGAUCUAGACGCAAGGGUCAAACGGGGAGUUGGGAACGCCUACGAGAGCACAAGAGAGAUUCCAAACUGUACCAGUGUGUAAAGCAAAGGAACGUGACAACAUGUACAGAGAAGAAGUGUUGCCAUUUUAGGGGGUGACCUUCUUUCUCGCUUUCUCUUUCUCUCUUUUGCUUUUCUUUUCUUUUUGUAAUUUUCCAAACACAGUCGAUGUUAAUAGUUUUUCUAAACAAGCUCAUUUGUACAGUUUUGCAUGGGUGUCUUGUUCAAUAGCAUCCAUGCGGUGAACCUAAAUUUACUCUGAGAUAGUUGUAAUUACACACAAAAACGUAAAAAUUUAGUUUUGCGGAAGUACGAGCCACAUGCAUAAUUUGGUUUGCAAAAGCAAUUAUCUGUUUUUUUUUCUCGCCUUCAUUUUCGGAGUUCUUGUCUUUUAUCAACCCUUACAGGAAGGUUAUGUACAAUUUGUUGCAAGUUUUUCAAAAAGGUACCGUUUGAGUCUAUGUAUAUAGACCAUCAUGUCUGAGUCUAUAAUCAAACAGGGAAUAUUAUCGAAAUGUACAAUAUUAUCUUUAGUUCUGUUUUCUCUGUAUAUACUAUACUGUAUGUAUACUUGAUUUCACAUGCUUGUAGUAAAAGUACAACACAGAGACAGAGGAGCCGACGUGAUUUGGUGUCAGUUUUAUGGAGCGUGUGUUUAAAAAGCCAGAUAUUACUUAAAAAACUUUAUUUGUUUUUACGUGGUCCUUGACUUGUGCAUGUUCUUAUCGAGGACACAAUUUCUGUGUUGUAGAUAAAGUGUUGUAAAUAGUUAUUUUCUAUUCAUUCAUCAAAAGAGCUCUAAUCAUUUUUACAUCCAGUACAGAUUUUCUCAAUCUUUCAUGGCGUUAAUUUAUAGCAGAAUAUGUCACAAAGGGUUUGUCUACUUUGAAAUGCAGACAUUUGUGAAUACAUAACUAAAUACAAAUAUAUUUAUCAAAAUUGAAUUAGACACUGUUGAUGAGACAGAAAGAGAUGCAUCGCAAUAGUUAAACCCUGUGUGUAAAGGAAUAUUUACCACCAAACAUCAUGGGAGUAUUUCAGUUUUUUGCCCUUUGAAUGUUUAGAGGUUCGAAUAACCCUGAUGGGAGAAUUUCUCGAAAUGCCUGUUAUGAUAUACUGAUCAACUACCAGAGUGGUUCUGCCACUUUCAGUGAAUGAGGAGGGACGUUUACGACGACAUCGUACUUGUACGCGUCAGUAAGAGGGACAAGUAUCUUUUGGUCUGUUUGUUCCCUGCAUCCUGUAUUCCGUUUGCAUCAGCUCAUGGAGUAUUUUUAUCUCUGUUAAAGUAUUAACUCUCAUAGAGUUCCCUGGUUACCUACCAGUCACAAUUUGGAGGCUUCAAACAUAUUAUAUGUCAAACAAACAAACAAACAAACUUCCAGGGUCAACUGUAGUGCCACUGAUCUGAUGAUAUAACAGCAUACAAAAAAACAAAUGUGCCGGUUGGCAAUUCAUCUGCAAAAAAUAAAUAAAGGAAAUGAAAAGAAAAAGAUUCAAAAAUGGUGUGUAUACUCAGAACAUUGACGUGAAGGGAUGUGUAUAGCUCAUAGGUAGAGCGUUUGACCUGAAAUCAAGAGGUUGCAAGUUCAAAUCCCCCAUUGUAAGAUGUUUGGAUAAAAGUGCAUGCUAAAUGAAUACAUAUAACCCUCACAUGGCAGAACAGCUGCUGUGUGUCCUCAUUGUAACGUUCAUUUCACUUGCAAGUGUUCAGUCAUGUUUCAGCUACACUCCCCUGGCAAAAUAGGACAUGGUGUUCUUCAUUGCUGUGCAGCUUCAAUUCCUAAAAUCCCCAUUCCCUAAAAGCAGGGAAAAAAUACUGCCAGCCAGUCGCUCUGAGCCCCAAUGUGAGGGUUGGUCUCCUUUUCAGCAGGUGUAGCCAGUCUUACGAUAAGCAGCAGAGAGGUGGAUGGUUAAGCAGCGAAAUACCCCAUGUCGCGAUAUCCCACAAUCCUGUGCUGAAGUCAGCACGUAAGUGCAGCCUCAGGGGAUGGAUAGAAGGACUGUCAGGAGGGAUACUGAGAGAAUGCGGUACGAGAGAGUGAGCAGCCAUUUAGCAAAGAAUAUCCCACUGCACUCUGUGUGAAUGUAGAGCCGUAAGUUGCGUCGAGGUCCUGCUGAAACCACGAUACCUGUCCGGAUAUUUCGUUUGUGAUACAACAAAGCCUGGCAGACUCUCUCUCACCCAGAGAGUUUGAUUCCUGUCCUACAUUUAAUCAUUUAGCAGACGCUCUUAUCCAGAGCGACUUACAGUAAGUACAGGGACAUUCCCCCGAGGCAAGUAGGGUGAAGUGCCUUGCCCAAGGACACAACGUCAGUUGGCAUGACCGGG
Molecule: messenger RNA, 5346 nt
Organism: Osmerus eperlanus (European smelt)
Lineage: Eukaryota; Metazoa; Chordata; Actinopteri; Osmeriformes; Osmeridae
Product: VPS10 domain-containing receptor SorCS3-like
Exons: 26
Coding region: 1-3057 (1018 amino acids)
Cellular component (GO): membrane
Molecular function (GO): protein binding
Source: RefSeq, a predicted model, not a curated record